Messenger RNA from Glycine soja, 946 nucleotides. RefSeq lists its product as uncharacterized. Bases 182 to 694 code for a protein of 170 amino acids. Lineage: Eukaryota; Viridiplantae; Streptophyta; Magnoliopsida; Fabales; Fabaceae. The record is from RefSeq and is a predicted model, not a curated record. The transcript has 6 exons.
AACAAGAACUAAAAUGCAAAGGUGAAAACGAAGGCAAACGACAUUCUCAGUUGCUGCUACCCGCAUUGACGUUUUCAUCCAUAGCUCCUUCUUCUUCUUCUUCUUCUCCCUGUUUUACUUCCUUUUGCAAUUUGCUGUGUCGCAAAACCGAACCAGACAUCAUCCUCUCUCUCACACACACAUGGAAGAGGGGAAGGUGGAAGAGAUGAUGAUGAUGAUGAUGGAAGGAGUAGCAUCAAUAGCAUUGUUGCCAUGUGGCUCUAUCUCAGGACACUUCAUCCAACUUCCACAUUCUAUUUGCUAUGGCCUUUGUGGCACUGAAUUGGCAUGUGAAAGGGAAUGCAGUAGGGGUGAGGAUUAUCGCCUCAUCAAACUCACAAUUACAGAUUUCAAUACGAAGAAAGAACAAGCCACUGUUGUGGAGUGCAAAGGCCAUGAUGCUGCUCGGUUCCACAGCAUUGAUCAUGCUCAUGGUUGGGACAAGGAUAUCACCGGUAUGAUUGAACCAAAGGAUGGGAAGAAAAGAAUCUCAGUUUCAUUCGAGUGUGAGACACUGAAAGCUGGGAAAGCAGCUGAAGACCACAUCAGGAAGUUCAUGCCAAAAUUAGCCGGGCUGGAUGCUGUUGUUAACAUAGGGAAGAUGACAAUUUCUGGGUUGGAUUUUGGAGCGGAGGACAGAGACGAGACUGAGUAGAAAUUUUAAUAUUUUGUAACUAGUUAAUGUCCAUUAAGCUACUGAAAGGAAGAGUGAAAUGCAUGUUUUGAGCAAAUCCUGCAGAAAAUUGUUUUGUAGAAAGAUCAAAAUCUGUCGUUUGCCCAAAAAUUCAUCCUUAAUAGAGACCACCUGUGCUCUAUUCCCUGGCUGUAUGUGUCUUUCCUUUAAAUUGAAUGAUUUGAGUACAAUGGAAUAUGUUCAUUUGAAUAGAUAAAAGAUAGUUACAGAAAA